AAAAGUCAAAGAUUAGUAAUGUUCUGUGAAUCCACGUACGUGCAUUUAGCGAAGGGUUAAAGUUUAAAGAUUAUAAGUUACAAGCUUCAAGUUAUUUUAAAAUAAAACAGUUAUGGCACCUAGCAUUUUUGUUCCCAAAAUGUCUCAAGCUAAUUCUGAUAAAACCGGUAUAAAUGCUGUUUUACUGGGGCCCCCGGGAGCAGGCAAAGGAACCAUUGCACCAAUGUUGAAGGAGAAAUAUUGCGUGUGUCAUCUUUCUACGGGAGAUAUGUUGAGAGCCGAAAUUCAAUCGGGUUCUGUAAUGGGAGCCAAACUCAAGAAGGUCAUGGAUGAAGGUAAAUUGGUUAGUGACGAUUUGGUAGUCAGUAUGAUCGAUAAGAACUUGGAUAAGCCUGAAUGCAAGAAUGGGUUUCUGCUGGAUGGAUUUCCAAGAACAGUAGUUCAAGCUGAAAAGCUCGAUGAUCUACUAGAGAAAAAAAAUACUGCCUUAGAUGCAGUAAUUGAAUUUGGUAUUGAAGAUAAAUUACUAGUGAGGCGAAUCACUGGUAGGUUGAUUCAUCCAUCCAGUGGAAGGUCAUAUCAUGAAGAGUUUCAUCCUCCAAAGAAACCUAUGACUGAUGACUUAACAGGGGAGCCAUUAAUUCGAAGAUCAGAUGACAAUGUUGAAGCUUUAAAGAAGAGACUUAUUACAUAUCACACCCAAACUAAGCCACUUGUUGAUUAUUAUCAGAUACGUAAGAUUCAUUAUAGAGUAGAUGCAGCACAAGCUCAGCAAGAUGUUUUCAAAGAUGUAGAUAGCAUAUUCAAACGUGCUAAAAAAGUUCAAUCACAACUUUGAGAACAAAUAUAUAAUUUCUUUCACUGAUGAUUGCAUUUUUAAAGAGUAUGGUUCAUUAUAUCUAUAUGGUCUAUCAACAUGAAAGAAUGUCUAAAAGAAAAAUUCUGCAAGGUCAUAUUGACUUUGAUUGCCUUUGUAAUUGUUCUGUAACUGUAAAAGAUUGUAGAAAGUAUACUUUAAAUGGUUCAGGUAAUUUCAGAGAUGAGGUUACAAACAUAUUUUUUUGAAUUCAUUAAUUAAUUUCAUUGUUGGAGUGUUAUAUAUAUGGAAAAAUUAUUUCAAAUAAAAGUAUUAAUAUAA
Molecule: messenger RNA, 1138 nt
Organism: Coccinella septempunctata (seven-spotted ladybird)
Lineage: Eukaryota; Metazoa; Arthropoda; Insecta; Coleoptera; Coccinellidae
Gene: Ak2
Product: adenylate kinase
Exons: 3
Coding region: 113-838 (241 amino acids)
Biological process (GO): ADP biosynthetic process
Cellular component (GO): mitochondrion; cytoplasm
Molecular function (GO): ATP binding; AMP kinase activity
Source: RefSeq, a predicted model, not a curated record